CAAUCUUGGAUUGAAUUGUUGAUCACAUUUCUGUCUGGGUGACGCCGAAGAGAACGCCGGGAAUCGAUUUCUUCAGCCUUUCAAUCAUGCCACAUACAGGUCAAGCUGGUGUCAAUCAAUUGGGCGGCGUCUUUGUCAAUGGACGUCCCCUGCCGGACUGCGUCCGCCGUCGGAUCGUGGAUCUGGCCCUGUGCGGAGUCCGUCCCUGUGAUAUCUCCCGCCAGCUGCUGGUAUCUCAUGGUUGCGUCUCCAAAAUACUGACACGAUUCUACGAGACGGGCUCCAUACGACCGGGUUCCAUUGGUGGCAGCAAGACCAAGCAAGUGGCCACGCCCACUGUCGUAAAGAAAAUCAUCCGGUUGAAGGAGGAGAACAGCGGCAUGUUCGCGUGGGAGAUCCGGGAGCAGCUGCAGCAGCAGCGCGUCUGCGAUCCCAGCUCCGUGCCGUCCAUCAGCUCCAUCAACCGCAUCCUGCGCAACAGCGGCCUCUGGACGGACGAGAUGACCUCCAGCCAGCAGAAUGCGGCGGCUGCCGCUGCAGCGGCGGCGGCCCAUCAGGCGGCAGGCGGAGGCCCAGGCGGACCAGGAGCUGGCUAUGCUACGCCCACACCGUCGGGAACCAAUGCCCCGCCCUCGGCCACGGCCACGCCCAACGGCGGUCGCUACGCGAAGCCCUCAGCAAUGAUGAUGACAUCCGCCGGAGGGGAGCUGCCGCUCAAGCCGGCUCCCAAGCUGCCACCCAGUCAUGGGCAUUCCCACGGACACGGACUGUCCAGCCAGCUGGGGGGCCUGGAUCUCAGCUACUCGGCCCUGCACAAGCACUGGCUGUGGAAUCCCUCGCUGCUGUACUACACGCAGGCGCACAUUCAGGCCCAGGCGGCCGCCACGGGGGCCCAGUUCCUGCCCUACGGCGGCGGCUACCUGCCCCACGGCAUGGCUGCGGCUGCAGCAGCAGCAGCGGCUGUCGGAGGCGGAGCGUCCAAUGGCGGGGGAUUCACCAAGUCGGAGAGCUCAAUCGACCUGUCGACGCCUGGGGCCACCGGCGACGCCCUCAGCGACUGUGAUUCGGGCAAGUCCUCGCCGGCCGCCCUCUCUCUGAGCGCGGCCCGGGGACAGCUGCUAGGCCACAGCCACAGCCGAAAAAGGAACCCCUACUCCAUUGAGGAGCUGCUGAAGAAGCCGGAGAAGCGGCUGCGCCUCAGCAGCGAGUCGCAGGCGAGUCUCCUUGAGGGGAAGCGGCGGAGCGAGCACCUGGAGUGCCUCUCGUCCAGCUCGUGCGAGAGCAGCCAAGACGGCUCCUCCGAGGAUGUGUUAGUGCAGACGAGUCCUUGCACCCCCAUCCCCCUGCCUGUGGACACGGAAGUCGUGCCCGUCGACGAGGAAGACGACCAACAGCAGGAGGAGGAGGAGGACUGCAGCGUGGAGGUCGUCAACUAAGUGCAGGAGGAGGAGAAGGAGAAGGAGGAGCAUCUCUCAAUGUCCCAGUUUUAGCCCUGUAUAUAGAUAGUAUUAGUAGUACUAGCUUUGCCCAGUAUCCCCCC
This is a messenger RNA of Drosophila persimilis, 1540 nucleotides long. RefSeq names its product paired box pox-neuro protein (gene Poxn). Gene Ontology annotation, molecular function: DNA-binding transcription factor activity, RNA polymerase II-specific; RNA polymerase II cis-regulatory region sequence-specific DNA binding. The transcript has 6 exons. The coding region runs from base 87 to 1436 and encodes 449 amino acids. NCBI's taxonomy places the organism in Eukaryota, Metazoa, Arthropoda, Insecta, Diptera, Drosophilidae. The record is from RefSeq and is a predicted model, not a curated record. Gene Ontology annotation, biological process: anatomical structure development; regulation of transcription by RNA polymerase II.